Messenger RNA from Colletotrichum spaethianum, 801 nucleotides. RefSeq names its product gibberellin cluster GA4 desaturase. The transcript is spliced from 3 exons. The record is from RefSeq and is a predicted model, not a curated record. NCBI's taxonomy places the organism in Eukaryota, Fungi, Ascomycota, Sordariomycetes, Glomerellales, Glomerellaceae. Bases 1 to 801 code for a protein of 266 amino acids. Gene Ontology annotation, molecular function: oxidoreductase activity.
AUGGCCGCGCACGAUGCAAUAACCACGGAAAUCCCCUACGUCAAACGAAACCAUGACGGGCAAAUCCCGAACCAUGCGCAAAUGUUCUCCCAUGACGCCGGUUUUCUAGAUGUGCAGCUAGCAGAAGUCCGCAAUGCACGGGUAGCUGAUCAAAAGUUUUCAAUAUCCACGACUGGAUUCCAAUAUGCGCGGUUAGGCAGGCCUCCAGAUAUCGAUUACUUGGACGAAGAGCAAGUGAAAAAAUCAUACUUUCCGGAGCUUGAAAAGCUGGUGAAAGAACAGCUUGGUGCGUCUGAAGUAAAAGCUUUCCAUCAUGUGGUCCGCAACGUUAGCUAUGAGGACGGGAUGGCUUAUACCCGCAAGCAUCGCUGCCCGGCCCGAAGACCACACGUCGACGUGACCAGUGAAUUCGCUCCCAUUCUUAUGAGCUGGGACUGCCCAGACAUGCACGCCGACGUGCAUAACAACGGAAAGCACUGGCAAAUGGUCAAUGCAUGGAGGCCACUGAGAACGGUGCGAAAGAGCCCUGUGGCCGUGGCUAACACAGCGUCAAUGGCGUGGAAAGAUUACUUGAUCGUUCCGCAGCCCGAGGUCGGGCCCGGUGUUGAGGGCUACUGGUUGCAAAAGCCCCAAGAUGCAGGCAGGAGUCAUGAUUGGUGGUUCAUGGCCGAUCAGACAACCGAGGAGGUUUUGCUAUUUCUGCAGCAUGAUUCUAAUGGUGCUCAAGUGGUGGCUCAUACUUCGUUUACGUUGCCGGGGCAGAUGCCGAAGGAGCCAAGAGAGAGCAUAGAGACCACGUAA